Molecule: messenger RNA, 2007 nt
Organism: Cuscuta epithymum
Lineage: Eukaryota; Viridiplantae; Streptophyta; Magnoliopsida; Solanales; Convolvulaceae
Source: the annotation of a GenBank genome assembly
UGGGUUGAUUAAUGACUUUCCCAGUCUUCUUCUUUCCAUUCCUUGCUUUCUCCUCUCUCUCUCCAUCUAUCCAUCUCCCAUCAAAUCUUUGCUUGUUGUUUCCUUUUAAGACUGUGCUGGCCCAGUAAGCAAUUCUUUAAAGUGCCGUUGAGAUCAGUCAGGGCCACCGCCACCGCUUACUCCGGCGUCCGCCAUGGCUGCUCUCUUUCUUCUACUCUUGCCGGCGCUAUUUGUCUCUUCUUUCUGCCACGCUUCUUCUUCCAUUUUCCUGGAAUCAGUUGGACCUAAACCUAGGCACUCGAGUCUUUUCAAGAGCGCUCUACAACGUCAAACUAGCCUGGAAGAAAAAUCUCAGCUAUGGAUGCCAUUGGCCAACCAAGGAUGGAAACCCAAUAGUGACUCAAGCCGUGUCUCUGCAUUAGCUGGAAAGUCUGAGGGGUACCUUCAAGUGUUCCUUGAUGGAGGAUUGAACCAACAGAGAAUGGGGAUAUGUGAUGCAGUUGCUGUUGCAAAAAUUCUUAAUGCUACUCUCGUGAUUCCUCAUUUGGAGGUGAAUCCAGUUUGGCAAGAUUCAAGCACGUUCAUGGAAAUCUUUGAUGUGGAUCACUUCAUCAAUGUAUUGAAAGAUGAUGUCUCUAUAGUAAAGGAGUUGCCUGAUGAGUACUCAUGGAGCACAAGGGAGUAUUAUUCCUCUGCUAUUAGACCUACCAGAAUCAAGACAGCCCCAGUUCAUGCUUCUGCAAACUGGUAUUCAGACAAUGUGUUGCCGGUUCUUCAGAGUUAUGGAAUCGCAGCCAUUUCACCAUUUGCUCAUCGCCUGGCAUUUGAUAACAUGCCAAAGGACAUCCAGCAUCUACGUUGUAAAGUCAACUUUCAAGCACUAGUUUUUGUACCACAUAUCAGAUCCCUCGGGGAUGCCCUUGUUCAUCGCCUCAGAUUUCCUGAAGAAGAGGUUAACAGUAGUGACAAUGACAGCAAACAAGGGGCUGGCGAGAAGUUUGUAGCCGUUCACCUUCGCUUUGAUAAGGAUAUGGCUGCUCAUUCCGCUUGUGAUUUUGGUGGGGGUAAGGCUGAGAAACUAGCCCUAGCAAAGUACCGGCAGAUAUAUUGGCAGGGAAGAGUCCUAAAUUCCCAAUUCACUGAUGAGGAGUUGAGGAGUCAGGGUCGGUGCCCACUCACCCCAGAAGAAGUUGGGUUAUUGCUUGCAGCCUUAGGGUUUGACAAUCGCACUCGCUUAUAUCUUGCUUCCCACAAGGUCUAUGGUGGGGAAGCCCGAAUUUCCGCCUUAAGAAGUUUGUUUCCGUUAAUGGAGGACAAGAAGAGCCUUGCCUCUUCAGUUGAAAGAAGUCAGAUUAAAGGAAAGGCCUCCUUACUAGCCGCGGUCGAUUACUACGUCGGCAUGCAUAGUGAUGUUUUUAUUUCUGCAUCACCUGGAAAUAUGCAUAAUGCAAUGGUGGGACAUCGGACAUACCAUAAUAUGAAGACAAUAAGACCAAACAUGCAACUGUUAGGCCAACUCUUCCUGAACAAGAAUAUGACCUGGCCGGAGUUCCGUGAGGCAGUGGUUGAAGGUCAUGCAAACCGACAAGGUGAGAUACGGUUUCGUAAACCGAAUAAAUCUGUUUAUGCAUACCCUGCCCCGGAUUGCAUGUGCAGUGCUUGAUCCAAGCUGGUUUUACACACUGAUGAUGCCUCCUUCCGUGUGGUUUAUUUAUGAUGGGAUGUUAUAGAUAGAUAUGUAUUUACUGAUCGGAACCAUUUGUCCAUUGUCUCAACCGCAAUAAAAAGCCCACCCCCUCUCCCUUCAGCUAUAUAGGAAUACUCAUACUAUAUAUCACAAUAUACUAUUUGUUCUUGAGGGGUGGAAGAUGUGUACCACGCUUGCUAUACACUAUUGAUUUCUUGUGAUCACUUCGAUACAUAAUUAUUUCAUUAUUUAACAAUAGUGCCUUGUGGAUUUAUUUAGUACAAUCUCAUUAAUAAUAAACCCCCUGCCUUGACAAAGCA